Aureobasidium subglaciale EXF-2481 is the source of this 891-nucleotide messenger RNA. RefSeq lists its product as uncharacterized. Lineage: Eukaryota; Fungi; Ascomycota; Dothideomycetes; Dothideales; Saccotheciaceae. The coding region runs from base 1 to 891 and encodes 296 amino acids. The transcript has a single exon. The record is from RefSeq and is a predicted model, not a curated record.
AUGUCUAAAGGUCUUCUUAUUACCGGUGCCACCGGCAAGCAGGGUGGUGCGGUCAUUGACGCUCUGAUCGAGUCUCCAUCGCACAGCUCCGAAUUCACCAUUCUAGCAGUAACCCGCAACCCCACAUCGGCCUCGGCAUCUGCUUUGCAGAAGAAGUCCUCAGCAAUCAAGAUAGUGACAGGCGAUCUCAACGACAUCCCAGGAAUCUUUAACGCCGCCGAAGCAAUUCACAAACCUAUCCAUAGUGUCUUCAGUGUGCAGACAUUUGCCGGACAAGGCCAAAACGUCGAAAGCGAAGAGAAACAAGGCAAAGCCUUGAUAGACGAAGCAUUGAAACGCGGCGUCAAUCACUUCGUCUACACCUCUGUCGAUCGUGGCGGCGACAAAUCUCUUGACAAUCCGACCGAGAUUCCACAUUUCCGAAGCAAACACAAUAUCGAGCGCCAUCUGGUCGACAGUACCAAAGGAUCAAACAUGUCAUACACGAUUUUACGGCCCGUUGCGUUCAUGGACAAUUGGGUCCCAGGCUUCAUGGGAAAGAUGUUCGGUGCAAUGUGGACGUCAGCCAUUGCGCCAAAUCACAAGCUUCAGUUGAUCAGUGUGAGAGACAUUGGUCAUUUCGCCGCUGACGCCUUCCGUAAUCCUGCGCGAUUCAACAAUCGUGCUCUGAGCCUGGCUGGCGAUGAGCUUACUUUCUCGCAAGCAAGCAAGGUAUGGCAGGAGACCAUGGGCUACGGAGCUCCGGUCACAUACUCGUUCAUGGGCGCUGGAUUGUUGUGGGCGAGCAAGGAGCUGGGCACCAUGUUUAGGUGGUUUGAGACGGAUGGCUACGGUGUAGACAUUCCUGCUCUCAAGAAGGAACACCCUGGCUUGCAGACUUUGGGCGACUAA